Molecule: messenger RNA, 6245 nt
Organism: Oreochromis niloticus (Nile tilapia)
Lineage: Eukaryota; Metazoa; Chordata; Actinopteri; Cichliformes; Cichlidae
Gene: gpr12
Product: G protein-coupled receptor 12
Exons: 2
Coding region: 870-1898 (342 amino acids)
Biological process (GO): G protein-coupled receptor signaling pathway
Cellular component (GO): membrane
Molecular function (GO): G protein-coupled receptor activity
Source: RefSeq, a predicted model, not a curated record
AUCCAUUCAGGCCCAAAAAGGCAGGUGCCUUUAAAGAAACGCGCACAGCCGUUGUUACCCCCUGCUUGGUCAGUUCAGUGUAGUCAGGUGUAUUCACCUCCCCACCCGCCUCACUUCACACGAGGUGUCUCUGAGGCAGAGCUGCAAGGGGAUGUGACAAAGAAGAUGGAGGACAGCGGGAACGGGAGGAGGUUGGGUGACACACAUCUGGGUUGCUGUUAAUAGCACAGACGGGACCAGAAUAGCAGGGCGUCGCGGGAGGAAACCGAGCCUCUGCAUCCAGCACCUUCACGCGUGAAACUCGAGUCGGGUAGCAAAAAGGAGAAAAAAGCCGGGUAGGGGUCACAAAAACUAACAAAGCCAUGCAGAUCAGGUGAUCAAACUUCAUGAGAUUAGGAUCCAGUGUUGCACGAUCAUAUGUGUGCUCAUUGCACGGAAAUCAUGUCAGAAUAAGCGAACCGUGCCGUGCUAGAGCGCAGACACCUGUACGCGCGCUUCAUACCUGUCUUUGUCCUUGAGACGCCACGGACUAGACACAUUUAGCUCUUUAACGGAGUUCAGCCGGUCUCUGGCAAUCUGGCCCAUUUGGGACUCCUCCUCCUUCAUCACCCCUCCACUCCCCCCCCCCUCGCACUCACACCUCCUCUUCAUCUCUUCCGCCGCUGCUCCGCUCGCUGCUCCCCGCACAGCCGCAGUCCACAGCGAUGCGCCGUUAACGGCAGAGCCGCUCCGCGCUCUUUUUGCUUCCAUUUAUCCCCCUCUCCCGAGCUGCGUCUCCGUCCACAGUGAGAUACCGUGGAAAUGCCAGGCUGUCCUUCUUCAAUCUAGACCGGGAAGUCUCAGCUCACAGAGUCAAGACGGGGGGCACAAUGAGUGAAGAGCCACCAGUCACCCCCAGCUGGCUGGCUCCUGAUUCCACAGCUUGGGCCAGCGGAGGUGGUGGACCAAUGGACAACAGCACCAGCCUGGGGACGCUUCCACCGGAAGACUCCCUGCGGCCCAGCCAGCUGCCGCUGCUGGUCAACCCCUGGGACAUUGUGCUGUGCUCAUCUGGGACUCUGAUAGCCUGUGAGAAUGCUCUGGUGGUGCUUGUGAUCUGGCAGAACCCAGCGCUCAGAGCUCCCAUGUUCCUGCUGAUCGGCAGCCUGGCAUUGGCUGACCUGCUGGCCGGCCUGGGCCUCGUGCUGCACUUCACCUGUGCCUACUUACUUCGCUCUGAUUCAGCCCAGUUGCUGACUGUGGGCUUGAUAGUGGCCUCAUUCUCUGCUUCUGUCUUUAGCUUGCUGGCUAUCACUAUUGACCGAUACCUAUCAUUGUAUUACGCCCUCACCUACAACUCGGAGCGGACGGCGGCCUUCACCUACACCAUGCUUGUGCUGCUGUGGGGCCUUUCCCUUUGUCUAGGCCUGCUGCCUGUCACAGGGGUCAACUGCCUAGCGGAGGCGGCUACAUGCAGCGUGGUGCGGCCGCUGACAAAAAAUAACAUCGCCGUGCUGUCUGUCUCCUUCUUGCUGCUCUUCGGUCUCAUGCUGCAACUCUACGUCCAGAUCUGCAAGAUCGUGAUGCGCCACGCUCACCAAAUCGCCCUACAGCACCACUUCCUGGCUGCCACACCCCACUACGUCACAACCCGAAAGGGCGUGUCCACCCUAGCCAUCAUCCUGGGUACCUUUGCCGCCUGCUGGAUGCCAUUCACUGUCUACUCGCUCAUCGCUGACUACACGUACCCGCCGCUCUAUACCUACGCCACGCUGGUGCCUGCCACCUACAAUUCGGUCAUAAACCCGGUCAUCUAUGCCUUCAGGAACCAGGAGAUCCAGAAGGCGCUGUGGCUGGUGUGCUGCGGCUGUGUUCCCACCAGUGUGGCCCACCGUGCACGGACUCCGAGUGACGUCUGACCAAGCAGACCCAGGUGGGAAGAAAGAGAGGCAACCUGGGUCAGCUCUGCUCCUCACUGGAUCUUACCAGUGCCAAAGAGAGAGCAGCAGCAGAGGAGGUCCGGGGCAGUGGUGGAGGGUUGUGGCUUGAGCUCUGUCCUGGAGAUGUCAGUGGCAGACGCAGAUUGGUUAAUCAUCCACAGCCAAAUGGAUGCAUGGAUGGAUGGCUAGAUGGCAUUUUUUUCUUUGAUACACGUACCACAGGGCAAAGUAUCUUACUGUCUUCCCCAGUAAAGGCCACUAUCGGGACUGCAUCCCGCUUUCCUCCCGUUCAACCCACGCCACGCCCUUCCUCAUGUCUGCAGAGAGCACUGAGUGCAUCACAUGUUAAAGGCAGCAGCUGUAUAUAUAAGACAUGCAUACACUAAGCGGAACCGGACCACUUGAGGACAUGUGCUUAUUUUCCUCCAACAGGGAGGAAUUGUUAGUUUGCGCCUGCGUGCGUGCAUGUGUGUCUGCGUGUGUGUUUGUGUAAAAACCUCACGGCGCAUUCGUUUGUGAUGAGCGGAGAAGAAAGGAGGGAGGGAGCCGACCGCGGCUCAGUACGCAGGCAUUUCCACAGCAAAGCCCGUCUGGAGCAGCAGCAACCCGGCAGCUCUGCUGCUGCACUCUGAACGUGCGUCGAAAGCUAAACAGCCGCGGAGAGCUAUAAAUAGACCCGGAGCUCUCUGAUCUGCGUCCUGCGUUCUCAACGGAAAGAAAUCAAGCCGCUCCCUCUUUCUUUCCUACCCUCUCUCAUGUUCUCAUCCCUUUUCCCCCCCUUUCUGGAGGUAUUUUAGUUCAGCUCGCAUCUCAGAGGGCCAAGACAAAGCACUUGAGAGACUUUCCCCAUUAGCCCCCUCUUUCAUUUUUUAUUAGUAUGGAUGGAGGCAUCAAACCAUAUAGAGGCCUGUUGGAUUAUAUAACAUUACUGUAUACCUCUCCUCCUCCACCUCCUGAGGGGAGAUUUACAUUUCAAAUAUAUAAAAGAAAAACAGCUGGUCUAUUAUUCCUAAAGGAAUAACAUGGGUGGUGAAAUUAACACAGCUAAUCAAAUAAAUGGAGCCAGAGUAGCAAAAUUAUACUAUUUAUUUUAUUUGAUCAUGUUUCCCUCCCGAAGAGCCUCAACCUCAUUAAUAGGUGUGCAUGUAAUGGCCCGGUUUAAUUUGCAUGCAGGUCGCUGUUUGCUCUUCCUGAGUUCAGUGUGGUAGGUCACACAGGUCGCUGCAGGCAAUGUGCCGUGGUUUCCUGAUGUCACCAUGACCCAAAUAAUUGUGUUGUAUGUAUAAUGUACCUCACAUUGAAAGAGCUAAAAUCAUUGCACCAAGGUCACAGGAGAGGUUUUUGUUUCAGCAUUUUGCUUCAGACGCUCUGAUAAUGAUCAUUCCACAUCACUCCUCAGCUGCUCUGAGUUAGUUCUCCAGAAUAUUUUGGUUUUAAAACAGGUCUGCAACCUUCUCGAAAUCAUCAAUUCCUUAUUUUCUAUUCAGCAAUAACUAGCCUGUGAUUGGUAGUUAUUUUUUAGACGCGAAGCAAUACUCAGACAGCAAUAACAUCCACAUCCCACCACGACUUCUUCCUGCAGAGUCAAGUACCAUCUUGGCGAUGUGUUGCAGAGAACAGGCUCAGCGAACUAUGAGUGAUGCUUCAGAGAUGCAUCUUCAAAUGGAUGACAGACACAUAAUCACUCCCAUGGCUGAGGGAAAAAGAAAAAAAAAGAGGAUGAAACUACUCAUUCAUCACAGUGACACCACUGCCUCAUUUCUCCACAACCCUACAUCGGUCUUCAAUCAUUUAUCACACCGGGGUGAAAAUGUGAACUUUCUUUUCCUGUUGCCUCUGCCUUUUGUGAGCAUACGAACUGUCCGUCCUGAGUUUUGUAAUCUCAAAUGUGUGAUUUGGGACUGUUUUGCAUGGUCUCUGGGUGUGUACAUGUGUGUGCGUGUGAUCCAUCAGCUCAGCAGACCAGAAUCUGUCUCCUUGUGUGGGUCAGAGGGGGAAUAAUGCAGGUCUGAAACAUAUCAAGUCCUGUUGACCUCUGACCUUAUAGGAAUAUGCUGUAAGUCUUCCUGUCAAUUCUGAAAUAAGUGGCCUCGUUAUGUGUUUGUAGAGCUUCUCGGAAGGAGAUGGGACUAGGAGGUGGGUGCAGUGGCCGGAGGGAGCUCCAGCACUUCAAGCCAAAGUGAAAGGGACUCUAAAUGAACUGGGAUCCUAGUCCUGCUGUGUGUCUUCUGUCUCCUCUAUCACUAAUAUUUUACUCUACAUUAAACAAUUUAGUCUGGUUGAGGCAGGUGUCCGUUAAGUGACCUCUGAAUGAUCCUAUGAGCUAAAAAAGGCUACUUCCAAAUAAAAAGAUAAUGCCUCUUCUUUCCUUCCUUGCUGCUUCCCCCAACUCUCAGAGAGCCUGAUUUAUGGGGCUCCCAGUAUUAAUCUUUCUGGCCUCAGACCAGGUGGGAUCAGUGAGGAAAGUUAAAGGACAGCAUUUCCAAGCAUUGGAGUGUAGCCCUUGUAUGUGAACUUGUGCACAGUGUCAGGCUGCACCCUAUAGUCAUUUGAUUAGCACCGACAGGUCAGACUGGCACACCACAAACCAUCACAAACUCUUGUUACUUUACCUUUGGAGAAAAGUCUAUUUUGUUAUAUUCAUUGAGAAGUUCUAUUUUUUUCCACUUCAGUCUGGCCUGACUUCUUUCGUAUUCUGAUGUUGUCUUGAUAUUAACCGCGCUGUAAAGCCUUUUUCUGAAUGUAGUAUUUAUCAACUUGUUUAACCAACUCUCUCGACUCGUGUGUUUCUGUAAAUAAGGCAUGCCGAAGAGGAGGGACUUUAUACCCACCGUGCAUGGUGCUACCAAAGCCAGUCAAACUACAGGAUGAGUUAAGGUUGCACCAUAUUUUCAGUGACAUUUCUCCACUUUGGCUGUUAAUGUGGACUCUUUGUUAAGACUUUACUUUCCUCGCUUCAAUAUGCACCAGUUUGUCAAGGCUGGUUAAAGGACGAUUAGGAAGGCUCGGCUAAGCGUAUGGGAGAUGUUUUGGUGGUACGUGACUUUCUCUCAUUGGUGAAUGUGAAUCUCUUGUGUGCAGCCAACAGUAUUGUUGAGAUUUUCAUUGUUGAACAUGUGAAAAAGGGCUUUGUAUCCAAGAAAGGCAAACGACUGUGAAGUUGGAUGUAAUACUUACCUGUAGACGCACCUGUUAAUGUACCCAAAGGUUUCACGGUGUCAUAGUACUCAAGGUUGUGUACUAAACAGCAGUUAUUUUUGGUGGGUAAUGUUGCCAGUAAUGGGCGCUUAGUUAAGCAGGAGAAGACCUAAUUUAGAGCUAAAUAUCAAAACACUCAAGGGUAGGGAUGGGCAAUUAAUGCUCCCAAGGGGAAACCUGAGAAACUGGGACUGUUGUGGAGGGCCCCACCCUGCUGCCAGGGUACACCCUGGACAUGUCAACGUCAAAGGAUAAAUUGAAAAUAAUUUACCUGAAUUUCAGAGUUCUCCAUCUAUAUGUGAAUUCCCCCCCACCCACACUACAAGCUGUUUGUUCUUCUUUCUGCGCCCCACCUCUCUUCUCUUUUUCAAUUAAUUCAUCGCUCAUUCGUACAUGGGGUUCUGCCUGGCUCGGGAGCCACCGCUAGUGCCCUUUGUGGCCUUCCCUGGACCAUAGCCUCAAUUCAUGCUUACGCCAUCUACCGUUAUCUACUAGAAAUGCUGUCAAAUCUAAAUGAGGAUAUUAUUGAGCAUAUUAUUUGAGCAGAAUUCAGCAAAUUGGUUCGAGCUUCAACAACAGUCCCAGUUUCUCAUGUGAUGCCUUAGGAAAGGUAAUUGCCCAGCCUUGCUCAAGGGUCCGCGAAUGUGUGCGUGUGUGGGUAUGUGUGUGUGUGUGUUUUAGGGUUGGGUUUGGAGAUGGGGGCGACACCACGGAAACGGUAAGAGCAUCUUGUGUAAACGUAUGCGUAGUUCUUAAUGUGAAAUGCACUUUAUUUUUUGGGGGAUGAAAAUGGCACAACAAUUUAAGUAUCUGCAAAAUAUAAACGAUAAUCAACAUGCACUAACUUAACUGAGAUAUUGUAAAAAGAAAAAAAAAACACAUUUGUGUGACCGUGCUGUCUAUUUUUCCAAGGUGUUAGUUGUACUUUUUAUUGCUUUGGUUAGUUCACUCAACUGAGAGAUCUUGUUAAUUUUGUAUUAAAACCAAACAUGUGCUGUGCAUAAAACUCCUGCCUGGACUCCCUUUGUUCAUCCUUGCCCCUCCCUUUUCGCACUCUUCUGUUUCCCUGGCAACUCCCUUCUUAGCUGUACUGUUCCCAUGGAAACUGAAGGGCCAGGUAUUUGUCGU